Molecule: messenger RNA, 3700 nt
Organism: Aethalodelphis obliquidens (Pacific white-sided dolphin)
Lineage: Eukaryota; Metazoa; Chordata; Mammalia; Artiodactyla; Delphinidae
Product: microtubule-actin cross-linking factor 1-like
Exons: 16
Coding region: 206-2485 (759 amino acids)
Biological process (GO): regulation of microtubule-based process; intermediate filament cytoskeleton organization; regulation of focal adhesion assembly
Cellular component (GO): microtubule; intermediate filament; membrane
Molecular function (GO): microtubule binding; structural molecule activity; cadherin binding
Source: RefSeq, a predicted model, not a curated record
GAAAACUCUUGGUGGCAAACAGCCUGUGUAUGAUACCACGAUUAGAACAGGCAGAGCACUGAAAGAAAAGACUUUGCUUCCUGAUGACACUCAGAAACUUGACAACUUACUGGGAGAAGUCAGAGACAAAUGGGAUACUGUUUGUGGCAAGUCUGUGGAGAGGCAGCACAAGUUGGAGGAGGCCCUGCUGUUUUCGGGCCAGUUCAUGGACGCUCUGCAGGCCUUGGUGGACUGGUUGUACAAGGUAGAGCCGCAGCUGGCUGAGGACCAGCCUGUGCACGGGGACCUGGACCUCGUCAUGAACCUCAUGGAUGCCCACAAGGUUUUCCAGAAGGAACUGGGAAAGCGAACGGGAACCGUUCAGGUCCUAAAGCGAUCAGGCCGGGAGCUGAUUGAGAACAGUCGAGAUGACACCACUUGGGUGAAAGGGCAGCUCCAGGAACUGAGCACUCGCUGGGACACCGUGUGUAAACUCUCUGUCUGCAAACAGAGCCGGCUUGAGCAGGCCUUGAAACAGGCAGAAGAGUUUCGGGACACAAUUCACAUGCUGUUGGAGUGGCUUUCUGAAGCCGAGCAGACACUGCGUUUUCGGGGGGCACUUCCUGAUGACACAGAGGCCCUGCGGUCUCUCAUCGACACCCAUAAGGAAUUCAUGAAGAAAGUGGAAGAAAAGCGCGUGGAUGUUAACACAGCAGUGACCAUGGGAGAAGUCAUCCUGGUGGUCUGCCAUCCUGAUUGCAUCACCACCAUCAAACACUGGAUCACCAUCAUCCGGGCUCGCUUUGAGGAGGUCCUGACGUGGGCCAAGCAGCACCAGCAGCGCCUCGAAGCCGCCCUGUCAGAACUGGUGGCCAACGCCGAGCUCUUGGAAGAACUUCUGGCGUGGAUCCAGUGGGCCGAGACCACCCUCAUUCAACGGGAUCAGGAGCCAAUCCCUCAGAACAUCGACCGAGUUAAAGCCCUUAUCGCUGAGCAUCAGACAUUUAUGGAGGAGAUGACUCGCAAACAGCCUGACGUGGACCGGGUCACCAAGACGUACAAAAGGAAGAUCAUAGAGCCAGCCCAUGCGCCUUUCAUGGAGAAGUCCCGCGGUGGCAGCAGAAAGUCUUUGAGUCAGCCCACACCUCCUCCCAUGCCAAUCCUUUCACAAUCUGAAGCAAAAAACCCACGGAUCAACCAGCUCUCUGCCCGCUGGCAGCAGGUGUGGCUUUUGGCACUGGAGCGGCAGCGGAAGCUGAACGACGCCUUGGACAGGCUGGAGGAGUUGAAGGAAUUUGCCAACUUUGACUUUGAUGUUUGGAGGAAAAAGUAUAUGCGUUGGAUGAAUCACAAAAAGUCUCGGGUGAUGGAUUUCUUCCGGCGAAUUGACAAGGACCAGGAUGGGAAGAUAACACGUCAGGAGUUUAUCGAUGGCAUUCUAGCAUCCAAGUUCCCUACUACCAAGUUAGAGAUGACUGCUGUUGCUGACAUUUUUGACCGCGAUGGGGAUGGCUACAUUGAUUACUAUGAAUUCGUGGCCGCUCUCCAUCCCAACAAGGAUGCUUAUCGACCAACAACUGAUGCAGAUAAAAUUGAAGAUGAGGUCACAAGACAAGUGGCUCAGUGUAAAUGUGCAAAAAGGUUUCAGGUGGAGCAGAUUGGAGAGAAUAAAUACCGGUUUGGGGACUCCCAGCAGCUGCGGCUGGUCCGCAUCCUGCGCAGCACAGUGAUGGUCCGCGUUGGGGGAGGAUGGAUGGCCCUGGAUGAAUUCCUAGUGAAAAAUGACCCCUGCCGAGCACGAGGUAGAACUAACAUCGAACUUAGAGAGAAAUUCAUCCUACCUGAGGGGGCAUCCCAGGGAAUGACCCCUUUCCGAUCACGGGGCCGAAGGUCCAAACCAUCUUCCCGGGCAGCCUCCCCUACCCGCUCCAGCUCAAGUGCUAGUCAGAGUAACCACAGCUGUACGUCCAUGCCGUCUUCUCCAGCCACCCCAGCCAGUGGCACCAAGACUCCACUUCAGUUAUCUCGCUGUUAUGACAAACCCUGGUUGGUAAACAGUAAAGCUGGCACCCCUGUCAGGGACAGCCACUAUCCUGACCUCCAGCUGCCCAGCCCCGAGAUUAUUCCAUCAACAGGCAGCAAGUUGAAACGACCAACACCAACUUUUCAUUCGAGUCGAACAUCGCUUGCUGGCGAUACUAGCAAUAGUUCUUCCCCAGCCUCCACAGGUGCCAAAACUAAUCGGGCAGACCCUAAAAAAUCAGCCAGUCGCCCUGGGAGUCGGGCCGGGAGUCGGGCCGGGAGUCGGGCCAGCAGCCGGCGUGGAAGCGAUGCCUCUGACUUUGACCUUCUAGAGACGCAGUCUGCUUGUUCAGACACUUCAGAGAGCAGUGCCGCAGGGGGCCAGGGCAGCUCGAGGAGAGGGCUAAACAAGCCUUCCAAAAUCCCCACCAUGUCUAAGAAGACCACCACUGCCUCCCCCAGGACUCCGGGUCCCAAGCGGUAACACUACACAAGCACCCCCAAGCCUCUGUCCACUUUGAAUCCUGCUCCACACAUUGGGUGUAUAUUUAUUCUGAAUGGGAGAAGUUAUAUUGUUAAAAGUGUAAAAGAAUAAUUGUGUUAUGAAGCUGCCUUAUUUUUUUUCUUUUUGUAAGUUACUAUUUUCAUGUGAAUAUUUAUGUAGAUAAAAUUUGCCUCCUGGUAACCCUGUAAUGGAUGGGGCCCAGAAAUGAAAUAUUUGAGAAAAAUAAGCGAAAAGAUCAAGAUGCAAAUGUGUAUUAAAAUUUUAAAAAGCCUCUAAGUAGGGUUUCUGUGCGGUGCAGGGUUGUAAACCUGCUUUAUCUUUUAGGAUUAUUCCUAAAUGCAUCUUCUUUAUAAACUUGACUUGCUGUCUCAGCAAGAUAAAUUAUAUUAAAAAAAAAAUAAGAAUCCUUCAGUGUUUAAGGAACUCUUUUUUUGUAAAUCAUGGACACCUCAAUUAGCAAGAACUGAGGGGAGGGCACUUCUGACUGCUUUUUCCAUUGUUUUUAAUAUUGUGUAAUUUUAGCUGAAGAGAGGGAACCUCAUCUAGGUAAUGUUUGCACAUGAUACAGCAAAAGGAGUUCAUUGCAAUACUGUCUUUGAAUACUGUUUCAGUACUAGGUGUUUAAAGGACAAAUAGCUGCUAGAAUUCAGGGGUAAAUAUAACUGUUCAGAAAACGUGAGAACAUUGGGGUUUUUAAGAGUUCUGGUUUAUAACUUCCUAUCCAGCCCAGCCACCAAUAACUCCUGUGCUCACUGGGACCCAGGCCGUCGGCAAGGGGAGACUCCUUGGUGGCAUCAUGAAUUACAAAUUUGUUUAUCUGCAUUUUUUGCUAUUUAUUUAAAAUGGUCGAUCAACUUCCCACAAACUGAGGAAUGAAUUCCACAAGCCUAUUCUGAAAACGUGGACAUAAAACACUCGCUCGUCCUUUAAAGGAGUUCACCAGCACACUUGUUAAGAAGUCCCGUUUGCUUCUUCCGUCUUUUCUUUUGUGCGUAAUACAGUUAGCUGACCAAGUGACCAUGCAGAGGGGCUGUCUGGGGCUCCUGGUUUUUAGCUGCUGUUCCUCUGCAGCUCCGACCACGUUGCUGUGUGAUUAUCUCAAUUGAUUUUAAUUGAGGCAGAAACUGAAGCUCUACCAAUGAACUGUUUAAAAACAAGACACACUUUUGUAUUAAAAUUGCUUGCAGUAACAAA